Messenger RNA from Doryrhamphus excisus (bluestripe pipefish), 4984 nucleotides. Its product is annotated as zinc finger protein 438. Gene Ontology annotation, biological process: regulation of gene expression. Gene Ontology annotation, cellular component: nucleus. The record is from RefSeq and is a predicted model, not a curated record. NCBI's taxonomy places the organism in Eukaryota, Metazoa, Chordata, Actinopteri, Syngnathiformes, Syngnathidae.
GUCCCAUGGGUGUGUUUCACCACAGACGCGUCUAAAGUAUCGCUCCUUGACCCGUGUGAGCUCAUAGGGGACUUCAUGAAAAAUGUACUGACUUAUAUUUUGAUGUAUAGAGAGCAAACGAGUCCGUUUUAUCAUAAGAUACUGAAAUGCAGAUAUCUGUACCACAGUGGAAAGCCCCGAAUGAUCGCGUUAAAGGUUCGGCCCAAAAAUGAUGCUGGAGCCAAACAGACAUGAGAAUGGAGGAUUUUUGCAAGUUUAUUGGAAAAUGAGGCGGCCAAAAGAGUGACGGUGCAACCCUCCGGUUCUCUAGAGCACCAGAGUACCUGGCCCCUCCCUCACACUCCUCUUCCUGCCCCCCCACUCGGCUGCAGCAGAGAACACCAGAGCCACGGCUGGAGAAAGCAUGUCUCCGAGCCCAAGGAAGUUGUGGAGGCCGCUGAAGCUGCCGAUGUCGGAAGGUGCUCCUCUGUGAAACGCUUCACCUUCGGCCCUGCUGGGAAAAUAGCCAGUGGCCCCCGCCCACGCCCCCGCCCCCGACAAAGACAUGAAGCGAGUGAGCUUGGCAGCCUGACUGAGAUGCUUCAGCUGGUAGCCGGGAGUCAACCCAGCCCCGCAAAUGAAGAGCCUCCAGUUCCGUAGCAUCGCCCCCAAGGCCUCCGUCAUCGUGCCUUCCCCGUCCUCUGCCGUCCUUUCCUGCCAGCCUCCCCCCGCCCUUCCCGAAGCCACCAGUGGAUCCAGCCCCAAGUCCAUCGUGGUGCCUGCCCAGAACUAUGCCCUGAUGCAAAUAGCCGGUCAGGAUGGCACAUUCUCCCUGGUGGCACUGCCCCCUUCCGUCCCUCCUCAGGCACCGCAACACAGGAAUCUCAAGCUGCCCAUUCCCAGAUACAAGCCGGUGAGGAGAGCCGGGACAGACAAGGUCAGGUCGCCCCCGACAGCCACACGGGUGAAAGCCGCCUCCAGGGUGGCCGCGGCAGUGAUGAGUGGAAUGUCGUCGCUGAUGAAGAGGAAGAAACAGGAGUGCAGGGGCGCUCAGAAGCCAAAGGAGGAGCCGUCGGAGAUGAUUUUCCUAGAUGCCGCCCGCUCCCACAUCUCCGUCACGGCCCUGCUAGCAGACAACGCUGUGCUGUCCCCGGGUUCUCAGUUGGAGCAGGUGCCGGAUAAUGCGGAACAUCCGGCCGCAGCAACAGUUCUUCAAAGUCCCGGCCCCCCGGCAACUCCGCUCAAAGUCUCCCCAGACAAACCCCAAGACCAAGGUGGGACUGCGACACCGACGUCCCAGUCCAAGGCUCCGGCAAACAGCAUUGCCCUCGUGUCUCCGACCAUCUUCAGCAAAGCCGUGCACAUCAUCCCGUCCCCUCCCAAAGGCAAGGUGCCCAUUCUACCCUACUCCAAAGUCAAGAGCACCCUCGUUCCGGCAGGCAAGCUCCACCUGCCCCAAGACCAGAAGGACUUAUUAGGCCAGGCCGGUCCCGUGAGCCCCAGAGCUCCUGCAUCCACCAACCUCAAAUCGUUUGAGGCCCGGGGGAGCAGCCCGGUGCCCAACUCCACUCUGCAGCGCCAAAUGAAGAGCUUGCUUGCCCCGUUGGCGGAAACCCUGGAGAAGCUGCCAGGGAAGAAGAGAGGAAGGAAGAGAAAGACAGCAGAAGAUAACCUGGCAUAUGAGGCGCGGAAGAGGAGGUCGUUGUCCUUCUUCUGUAGGAGGGCACCUGAAAAGCCAUCAAAUGUGGUUUCGGGUUCCAGAGAAGAAGUUGAGAUAUCAAAGAAGUACCGUAGCAUUCGACCCAAGCCGAUUUUGGUGAUGGAGACGCUACCCCAGCUCGUUAGCUUGCCUGCUCGUUCUUCAGACGCUCAAGAAGUUGAGCUCGUUCGGACGCCAGCUUGUCCUCCUCAGCAACCUCCAGUCAGCCUCCACCUGAAGGGAGCCUACCAUCCCAGAGUUCUUCUCACCGGUCGGUCGCUCCAUCGCUGCCCCACGUGCAACCGCUGCUUCCAGUUCAAGCAUCACCUGCAGAGCCACAUGAAGAGCCACGGCCGCGCCCGACCGUACGGCUGCCCCGCGUGUCGCAAAGCGUACGCCCACUCCGGCAGCCUGAGCACCCACAUGAAGCUCCACCACGCUGAGGCCCGACCUCGCCGCUCUCUGUGCUGCGAGUUCUGCGAGAAGGCCUUUGGGUACGUGGGCGUGUACUUCAGUCAUCUGCGAGAGGUCCACAAGGUCCUCCUCACGGUGGAGCCGUCUGUCAGCCAUCAUGAGGACAACGUGGCUGCUGAGGGGGACGCGUGGGAGACGUCAGAGGAGCGGCACGAUGACGAAGCUGUGGAGCUGCAGAUUAAAUGCGGUCGCUGCCAGGUGGUCACCGCCACUUUUGCCGACAUGAAGAUGCACCUGGUGUACGUUCACGGGGAGGUGGUCCCGGUCCGAAUUCAAGGGGGUGCGAGCCGGCAGGGCGGCUUCCAAGCGGAGAAGGAGCUGGUCAAGCGUGCCGCCCACUACUGGCAGCAGCUCAACGAGAAGAAGAGUCAUCUGCUGAAAUGCGGCAGCUGCGAUGAGGAGUUCUUCUCCCUCGCUAAACUCAAGCGGCACGUCAUGUUCCGCCGCUGCGGAAGUGAAGGGGAGCACGGCCACACCUUCCCGCCGUCAGAUGGCGUGCAAGGCCCGGGCUCGCUUGCAGGAGGUUCGGCCUUCAACUGUGUGCUCUGCAGCCAGGUGUUGGACACCAAAGAGCAGGUCCUGGACCACUGGAGGGGUCACCAUCGCUGCGAGCGGCCCGACGUGCUGUGGAUGGCCCUCAGCUCUUACUCCAGCCUGGAGGACCUGGAGGACCAGGACGCCUACCGGGAUCUGGACUCUGUUCAAAGUCCACAUUAACCAUCCUCGUGCUCAGACCGGCCGUGGAGUCCAGGACUGGGUGUGGCCCCCGUAGUCACUGAGCUCUAACCGUCAACCACGCAGGGAUUUUUAGGUUGCUUUCUCUCAUCUGGUCAACGUUUGUGCCAAAAACUUCAACGAAGGAAAGUCCAGCUAAAUGGAUUUGAAAGAGUUCAGGAGAAUCCACUGCAGCGUUCCUCUCCUCUUCUUGGCUUUGUCGGAAUGUCCUAACUUCAGUAUCCUUCCAUUGGGUUUUUCCAGUGGGGACAGUACAAAAUUCUACUAUUGUCCUUUCUGACCCCAAGUCCCACAUGACAUCAGCCCAACGUGUACCAAUGGAGUAUUUACACAAUGCUACAGCAAGUAGUACACAGUGGAACACACACUCUCCAAAGAAUUCUGUCAUUUUCUCAAAUGUAAACUGAAAUAUAUACAACCCCCCCCCCUGCACCCCCUACUACUGUCCAUCCAUCACCGUGACAGUCUCCCUUCAUGAAGUACAAGUACAUGCAAACGAGGAAACAUACCUGGCGGCAUGCAUCAUUGCGUCUCCCGGCCUGGGGUUCAUGUGGGCGAGCAUCACGCCCGCACGCCUGGCACCUCUGAUGGCGCUCCACUCCAAAGAUCCCACCAUCCCACAGCACGCCACCGUCACGCCGGGAAGGAUCCACGGACGCUUGGCUCACACUGCCAACAAUAUUAGGAAAAUAUGAGGAGAAUAUUAGGAGAAUCAAGUUGCAAUAUAUGAAAUAAGGUCUUUAUACAGUACACGUACAUACAGUAUGUACACCUAGGUACGUACAUGUGUAUUUUUGCUCAUUUCAUCUGUAAAGUAAAAAUCUUAGUGUUUGACCUAAAAGAUGAAUAUGCCAACAAAGAAGACUGAGCUUCCAGUACUUCACCAGUUCAACUUCUUUCCUAUACUGGAGUUUUGGAUACUUGGAUCCUACAAUUGACUGACUUUAGCCACUUCAUAUACUUCAUAUACUUCAUAUACUUCAUAUCCAAGUCAACCAUCUUGUCCAUAUCGCUUUGAUGCCCCCACCUUUUCAGGGUGUCCCUCAACAACACAGCUAACCGUGUGACCUGACCGUGUGACCUGACCAUGUGACCUAACCAUGUGACCUAACCAUGUGACCUAACCGUGUGACCUGACCGUCUGACUGCCUUGUGGCCUUUAAAAUACUGCGUCUGUGUCUCAAAUGAAAUACUUGCAUCAGUGUGUACUGAUUUUCGUUCUUCUCUCCUCCUGGCGCUGAAUUGCAACCACUCGAGUACCCCCCCCCCCACCUUGGCGUCUAUGCACGUCAGCACUGCAAGCAUUGAGUGCACUAAGUACAAGUACGCAAUUGAGACGCAGCCGUGAAGUAUUUAAGUAUUUGACUCUGUGGGGUGGGGUGGGGGGGUGUAUUCAUGCUUAUGUGUGUGUGUGAUGUACACCUAGUACACCUAGUACACCUAGUACGUUAGUACAUGUACCGUACCGUAUGUUGAAGCAGCCUCGCCACUCCUCCAAAGGACUGCGGUUGCUCGUACGCGUUGCCAGCUGCCGUGCGCCCUGGUGGAACUCCCGUGGGGUCGAUACCGUGGUAGUGUUGUCCAGAACUAUCUAUUUUUUACUAGAUGAACACGUUGUGGUGCUUCGUUGGUUGCAUUUGUUCAAAGUAUUUUUCUGGCGUGAGAGCCACGUGGUUGUACUUUGUCUUUCAUAGGAAGAAAAAAAUGGCAGGGUCACAUGAAUGUACCUGACAAAUCCUACCAAAAGUAGGCCUAUAUACUGUAGAUGUACUGUAUACAUAGCUAUAUUGGCAAACCAUAUAUAUUUUACAUAGAUCAAUCUACUGCUUGGUGACGAGAUCAAAGGCAAACAGAAGAAAGACACCAAACACAUGGUGAAACAUUGUCUUGGAGAUCAAGCGUGGCGCUACGUGCGUGGCGCUACGUGCGUGGCGCUACGUGCGUGGCGCUACGUGCGUGGCGCUACGUGCGUGGCGCUACGUGCGUGGCGCUACGUGCGUGCACGUGAAACCUUCUAGAAUAUCUCAACUGAAUUCCAAAAGUCAAAGUGUUUGCAUGUUUGUGUACUCUGACAGGCGAGUGUUUGUGACAAUAAAG